GAAUAGUUCCUUUAGACUCUGAAACUCUCUCUCUCUCUCUUGGGGAGUCUGGUGGGUAUAUUCCAAUGCUCGAUUCUGGCUUCCACAGAACUCACCACCACAUAAGAGGUGAAAAAGAGAGAACGCAAAGUUCAUAACUUUAUUCUCUUCAUUGCUUAAUCUUGAUUUCUUCUUAGCCCUAGAGUUGCAGGGUUUUUGGAAUGGCUACCGCAGCUUCUUUCUGUGUACAAUGAUGGAAAUGGUGAUGGUGGUCUAGCAUUUAAGCAUUAUGGCAAUAUGGCUUAUAACUUCCACUGGAUGGAUUCCUGACCUUCGAAUUGAAGGGCUAAAGCCACUUUGGUGUAAUGCAUGAGCUUGACCAACUUCUCUCUGGGUUAUGGAGGUUCUGGGUCACAAUAUUCUUAUGAAGGAAAAUUGUAAGUUAUAUCACAGGGCAGGCAGUGGGGUUGGAAGAACUAGGCUACAAAGUUAGCAAUCAGAGAACAUUUUAUUGUGCAUGCAAAAUAUAUUUAUGGAGGUUUCACCAUCACAUUUGGUCCGAAAGCAGAGUCAGCAGACAAGCAUGCGCAAACAUUCUUCUAGUGGAUCACAGAAAGAUCUGUGGUUUGUUACGCGGGAUGGUUCAUUAUCCGAAGUAGAUUCAGCUUUGGCAUUACUGAAAAAGAAUGGGGGCAAUAUCAAUUCAAAGAAUAUUUUUGGCCUAACUCCUCUUCACAUUGCGAUAUGGAGAAAUCACAUUCCUAUUGUGAGGAGGCUAAUUGCGGCUGGUGCUGAUCCUGAUGCCAGGGAUGGGGAAUCGGGAUGGAGUAGCCUACAUAGGGCUCUCCAUUUUGGUCAUCUUGCUGUGGCAAGUGUUCUCCUUCAAUCUGGUGCUUCUCUUACAUUGGAGGACUCCAAAUGUCGAACACCAGUCGACCUCCUCUCUGGGCCUGUGAUGCAGGCUGUUGGCAAUGGUCGUAAUGCAGCUGUGACAGAGGUCUUUAGCUGGGGAAGUGGUGCUAACUAUCAACUGGGAACUGGGAAUGCACACAUUCAGAAGUUACCAUGCAAAGUUGAUUCACUUCAUGGCUCUUCUAUUAAGUCGAUAUCUGCGGCAAAGUUCCACAGUGUAGCAGUUGGCACACAUGGAGAAGUUUACACUUGGGGAUUUGGAAGGGGAGGUCGGCUUGGACACCCUGACUUUGAUAUCCACAGCGGCCAAGCUGCAGUUAUUACUCCCCGGCCGGUUACUUUUGGUCUGGGGUCCUGCCGAGUGAAGGCAGUUGCAGCUGCUAAACAUCACACUGUUAUAGCAACAGAAGGCGGGGAAGUGUUCACUUGGGGAUCCAACAGAGAGGGUCAGCUUGGUUAUACUUCUGUGGAUACCCAACCGACACCACGCCGAGUGAGUUCCCUUAAACCAAAAGUAAUAGCAGUUGCUGCUGCGAACAAACACACUGCUGUGGUUUCUGAGUGUGGUGAAGUUUUCACAUGGGGCUGCAACAAGGAGGGCCAGCUUGGUUAUGGUACCUCCAACUCCGCAUCAAACUACAUCCCAAGGGUGGUUGAAUCGGUGAAAUUCAAACGUAUGAUAGGAGUAUCAACAUCAAAGUACCAUACAAUUGUAUUGGGUGAUGGAGAGGUUCAUACUUGGGGACAUAAACAAGUCAACCCAAGAAAGGUAGACAUUGCCAAGUGUAGGAACAGUGGGCCAGUUAAGUUUCAUUAUUUUGGACGAUCUAAAGUGGUUGCCAUAGCCGCAGGGAUGGUACAUAGUGUGGCUUUCACAGCCGAUGGUUCAGUAUUUUAUUGGAAUUCUGCCUAUCCAGAAAGAUGCCAACAGUUGUAUUCUCUCAGUGAGAGAAAUGUGGUCAGUAUAUCUGCGGGCAAAUACUGGGCUGCUGUAGUUACAGAUUCAGGUGAUGUUUACAUGUGGGAUGGAAGGAAAAGUAAGGAUGAACCUCCUGUUAUGACCCGGCUGCAUGGUGUGAAGAGGGUUACUUCUGUUUCAGUUGGUGAAACACAUAUGUUGUUUGUUUGUGCUCUUUAUCACCCAUCUUGUCAUCCUAAAUUGGCUGAGAAACCUCAGGAGCAAACUUUAGAGGUUACUGAUGAAUUAGAGGAGUUUGAUGAAAAUUUUAUGUUCACUGAUAUGGAAAAGAUGGAGAACAGGAAGAUGCCAUCCAUUGAACAGAAGGAUGACCCAGAUGACAGAUGUGCACCAAGCUUAAAAUGUCUUUGUGAAAAGGUGGCAAUGCAGGCUCUAGUGGAGCCAAAAAAUGCUAUACAGCUGCUUGAAAUUGCUGAUGCUUUGGGAGCAGAUGAACUGAGGAAACAUUGUGAGGAUAUGGCCAUUCGCAACCUAGACUACAUAUUUACUAUCUCUACACAGGCUAUGGCAAGUGCGUCACUUGAUAUUCUGGCUAAUCUGGAGAAAAUAUUGGAUUCAAGGUCCUCUGAGCCGUGGAGUUACCGUAGGCUGCCAACCUUGACAGCUACUUUUCCUGUCAUCAUCAACAGUGAAGAGGAGGACAGCGAGAGUGAAUGCCUCAGGGUUCGAACCAAUCCCUUGAAACACAUUUUAAAGAAUCAGGGGUAUCAAGGAUCGGACUACUUUCAACAGAAUAAAGAUGGUGCUAAUCCAGCUGUCCUAAAAGCAGUCCGGAAUCUGCGGAAGAAGUUGCAGCAGAUUGAGGUGCUUGAGAUAAAACAGUCUGAUGGACAUCUGCUCGACGAGCAGCAAAUUGCAAAACUCCAAACAAAGCCGUUUCUUGAAAGUUCACUCGCUGUGUUAGGUGUCCCAGUUGAGCCUCAAGAGGAUGGUUCAUCUUCUAUGUUGCUGGAUGGGAAAGGGAAAAAACUUGAUGUACCUAGAAAACAGAGGAAAAAGAGUAAACAGAAAAUUGCACAUGUGGAAGCUGCCUCUGCAAGCCCUGGAACUGGUGUAGAGGCUGUCCCUGUAAAGGGCUUCUUGAGUGUUGAGAUCCCUGAAACUCCCGAGCAUAAGGAGGAUACAAAUUUUGAAGAGGCUGACGGCAGCCACAUUGUGGAAGAGUCUCCUUUAUGUAGUCUGAAGAAAGAAAAUCCUGACUCCUGCAAUGGCAAGAACCAGUUGCCUACCACAUCUAAGAAGAAGAAGAAAAAGAAAGGUGGUCUUUCAAUGUUCUUGAGUGGUGGCCUGGAUGAUGAUCCCAAACAUUCUGCUCCCCCACCUCUAAUGCCCAAAAAUGAAGGCCCUGUAUGGGGUGGGGCUGGGGCUAAGAUUUCGAAAGGGUCCACUUCGCUACGUGAGAUCCAGACUGAGCAGAGCAAAACAAAACAAAGUGAGCCAAGUAGGGCAGUUAAGGAUCUGAGUGAAGAUCUUGUUGAUGGAAGAAGUGGCUGUGGACCAAUCCGAUUGUCUUGUAUUGCCAGUGGGCAACACUUUUUCAAGUACUCUGAAUUACCUUUAAGUGCCUGUGAAGAAACAGCAGUUGGUAAUCGUCUGUAUUUGAAUUUUAAACUCUCCAGUGCUGUCAUUGGCUCUUACCAGGUCAGUUUUGUGAAGUGUUGCUGGAUAUCUGUUGAUCAAUUUCCUAAUACUUCGACGGUAAUUCGAUACUGUUCGAAGAGAUUUUCGGUUGAUGGUAUCUUCGGCGUUAGAGAUGUGUUGAAGAGGAAGACAGAGAAAAACCAUCAUGUUCUUUCUCACAGCCCCAAAAGUAAAACUUCUGGAUUCGCUGUCUCUUCUGGCCAGGGCUCUCCAUCAGAAACUGCUAGCCCCAAUCGCUGGUUCAAACCAGAGGUUGACGCAGCCUCAUCAAUCCGUUCUAUUCAGAUAGAGGAAAAGGCAAUGAAGGAUCUCAAGCGCUUCUACAGCAGCGUAAAGUUGGUGAAAAAUCCUACCCAAGUCCUAUGAUCUCUAUCUAACAAGUAGAUUUAGGGAUUUUUUUCUUUUUGGGAGGCCCAAAUUAUUCUUUUUGUUUUGUCUAUUCUCUCUUUGUUGUAAAUUUUCUUGUACAGAUGAUCUGGUUGUAGAUUCAACUUUGUCAUAAAGUAGUUUCAUCAUCAUUAUCUAAA
Messenger RNA from Macadamia integrifolia, 4038 nucleotides. RefSeq lists its product as uncharacterized. The record is from RefSeq and is a predicted model, not a curated record. Lineage: Eukaryota; Viridiplantae; Streptophyta; Magnoliopsida; Proteales; Proteaceae. The transcript has 14 exons. Bases 497 to 3877 code for a protein of 1126 amino acids. Gene Ontology annotation, molecular function: protein binding.